Molecule: messenger RNA, 1458 nt
Organism: Rotaria sp. Silwood2
Lineage: Eukaryota; Metazoa; Rotifera; Eurotatoria; Philodinida; Philodinidae
Source: the annotation of a GenBank genome assembly
AUGAAUUUGUCUGAUAAGCAAAAGCAUGCAUUUCGCUUCUGUGAUAUAUCUGAAGGACCUGGAAGAAUGAUGCCACCAAUUAAGGGCUAUGAGACAAUGCCAUUGGUUACUCUUGAGAAUGCUGUCAAGCCCCUGUCUGUGCGCGUACCUGAAGUCGAACGUAUGGUAUGGAUAGUUAAACAGAAUUGUGUAAAUCCACCUGACAAUCUCUUGCCUGACGAGUCGGCUUCGAUUAUGCUCUAUACUCUCGAGUGGGAACCGCGAGAAAAUUCAUUCUAUAUGAUUUUCAACAACACACUACGUGCUGAAGAUCGACUUCUACUAAAACCUUGGUUUCUCUAUAUGAAAUUAUUUAUCACUGCUCUUUCGAAAAUACGAUCCGAACAUCGUUUUCUUUAUCGCGGAGUUAAGCUAGAUGUCAGUGCCGAUUAUCCUCAGGGGAAAACAUUCGUCUGGUGGUCAUUUUCUUCCUGCACAUCAUCUAUUGAUGUUCUCAAAAAUGAAGACUUUUUGGGUAAAACCGGUACGCGAACAUUAUUCACAAUUGAUUGUCAUUCAAGUAAAGACAUUUGUCAACACUCAAUGUACAAGAAAGAAGAUGAAGCCUUAUUACUUGCUGCUCGGCAAUUCAAAGUUGUCUCACAGAUGAAUGCAGGCAAUGGUUUGAAUAUGAUUCAGAUCAAAGAAAUCGAUCCACCAUAUCCUCUCCUUGAACCACUACCCAUGAGCAAUACAUCUGCAUCAGCAAAGACAUUGCCGCCGAUUUCAUCAAUAAAAAUGCACAGCUAUGGUCCGUAUCAUAAUGAAAGACUCGAACAAACUAUAAGCAAAUGUCAAUCACGAAAAUUGAACUUGAGUGGACAACAAUUGAACGAUCAAGACAUGGAAAUAGUCAUCAAACAGGGAAUGAUUGACAAACAAUGCACGAUACUCGAUUUGAUGAGUACAAAAAUCACACAACGUGGUGUCUCGAUUCUAGCAAAUGCACUGCGCGACAAUAAAUGCUUGGAAGAAUUGAAUAUCUCACAUAACAAUAUAUCUGACUCGGGCGUUCGUUAUCUCUCGUCGACAAUCAAUAGUUCCGUUCUGAAACGAGUUGAUCUAGCCGAGAACGACAUUUCUGAUGAAGGUGCGAAAUAUCUAGCAGAAAUGCUCGAAACAAACACACACUUGCUUCGAUUAUUAUUAAGCGAAAAUCAAAUAGGCGAUGAUGGUGUGAACAUGUUAGCCAAUUCUCUUACACAUGGUAACACACGUCUUGAAUUCUUGAAUCUAAGCGCAAACACAGAUGUCAGUGACGGAAGUAUUGAUUCACUUGUCAAUAUGAUGGAACAUAAUCGAUCAUUGAAAAAAAUUGACUUACGUCAUAACAAUCUUUCCGAAGAUGGUGAAGCAAGACUUCGAGCAGUGGCCAAAUUGAAAAAAGAUUUCGAACUAUGGCUCUCCCAUUUCGUGUAA